AUGAAAAUGCACACUGGGGAGAAGCCUUUCACCUGCCAACAGUGUGGAAAGAGUUUCAGCAGAAAAGGAACCCUUAAAAGUCACAUGAAGAUUCAUACAGGAGAGAAGUCUUUCACAUGCUGUCACUGUGGAAAGAGUUUCAGUGAACAAGGAAAUCUUAAAAGACACAUGAGAAUUCACACUGGAGAAAAGCCUUUCAUCUGCCAGCAGUGUGGAAAGAGUUUCACUCAAAAAGGAAACCUUAAAAGUCACAUUAGAAUUCACAUAGGAGACUGGUCUUUCACAUGCACUCACUGUGGAAAGUGUUUUAGUCAACAAGGAGAAUUUGAAGUCCACAUUAAAAUACACACUCAAACAAAGACUUUCAGCUGCCAACAGUGUGGAAAGAGUUUCAAUCGAAAAGGAAAAUUUGAAAGUCACAUGAGAAUUCACACAGGACAGAAGUCUUUCACAUGCUGUCAGUGUGGAAAGAGUUUCAGUCAUCAAGGAAGCCUUAACGUCCACAUGAAAAUUCACACUGGAGAAAAGCCUUUCAUCUGCCAGCAGUGUGGAAAGAGUUUCACUCAAAAGGAAGCCUUAAAAGUCACAUGA
Labeo rohita (rohu) is the source of this 591-nucleotide messenger RNA. RefSeq names its product gastrula zinc finger protein XlCGF57.1. The record is from RefSeq and is a predicted model, not a curated record. The transcript has a single exon. Gene Ontology annotation, molecular function: RNA polymerase II transcription regulatory region sequence-specific DNA binding; DNA-binding transcription factor activity, RNA polymerase II-specific. Gene Ontology annotation, biological process: regulation of transcription by RNA polymerase II. Gene Ontology annotation, cellular component: nucleus. NCBI's taxonomy places the organism in Eukaryota, Metazoa, Chordata, Actinopteri, Cypriniformes, Cyprinidae. The coding region runs from base 1 to 591 and encodes 196 amino acids.